AUGCCUGGAGAGGUCAUCGAUAGGCCAAAUCCCAAGGCUGAGCCUUCACAUAUCCCCGACCUUGUCAAUCAAUUGCAGGUCAAACUCCAAGAGACGAGUUUGGAGGAAUCUGACUACAAUGCCCUGCUGAAAUUCCGCCGAGCAGCGGCCUACAUUGCUGCUGCAAUGAUCUUUCUCCAGGACAAUGUGCUGCUGAAACAGAAUCUAAAGCAUGAGGAUAUCAAGCCAAGGCUUCUUGGCCACUGGGGAACAUGUCCCGGGUUGAUCCUCAUAUACUCCCAUUUGAACUAUAUCAUCAGAAAGCAUAACCUGGACAUGUUGUAUGUCGUUGGACCUGGACACGGCGCUCCAGCUAUUCUGGCUUCGCUGUGGCUCGAGGGCUCUCUAGAAAAAUUCUACCCCAAUUACUCCCGAGAUAUGGAUGGUCUUCAUGAGCUCAUCUCGACUUUCAGCACAAGCGCUGGCUUACCAAGCCAUAUCAACGCGGAAACCCCCGGUGCAAUCCAUGAAGGUGGUGAGCUGGGUUAUGCAUUGGCCGUCUCAUUUGGUGCUGUCAUGGACAAUCCGGAAAUGAUCGUCACUUGCGUGGUCGGUGACGGAGAAGCAGAAACUGGUCCUACCGCGACGUCCUGGCAUGCAAUCAAGUACAUUGACCCUGCAGAAUCAGGUGCCGUCCUGCCGAUCCUCCACGUCAAUGGCUUCAAGAUCAGCGAGCGCACCAUCUAUGGCUGCAUGGACAACAAAGAGCUGGUCUCCCUCUUCACGGGUUAUGGAUACCAGGUGCGCAUUGUUGAGAACCUCGAUGACAUUGAUGCAGAUCUCCACGGCUCGAUGAUGUGGGCAAUUGAGGAGAUCCAUAAGAUCCAAAAAGCGGCGCGUUCCGGCAAGCCAAUAAUGAAGCCUAGAUGGCCAAUGAUUGUUUUGCGCACACCUAAGGGCUGGUCAGGACCUAAAGAGCUCCAUGGGUCGUUCAUAGAGGGAUCUUUCCAUUCGCAUCAGGUCCCUCUUCCAAAUGCAAAGAAGGACAAGGAGGAGCUUCAGGCUCUGCAGAAAUGGCUUUCCUCGUAUAAUCCGCACGAACUUUUCACUGAGACCGGAGAUAUCAUUGACGAAAUCAAGUCUGUUAUCCCUCGGGAAGACUCCAAGAAGCUGGGGCAGCGAGCAGAAUCCUACAAGGGCUAUAGAGCACCUGAUCUCCCAGAUUGGCGAAAGUUUGGUGUAGAAAAGGGCUCUCAGCAAAGCGCUAUGAAGACGAUCGGAAAAUUCAUUGACCAGGUGUUUACCCAGAACCCCCACGGCGUCCGAGUGUUCUCACCAGAUGAGCUAGAGAGCAACAAGCUGGAUGCAGCACUUGCGCACACGGGAAGGAACUUUCAGUGGGAUCAAUUCUCGAAUGCUAAAGGCGGCCGCGUCAUCGAAGUGCUCAGUGAGCACCUGUGCCAGGGCUUUAUGCAGGGAUACACGUUGACGGGCCGGGUGGGCAUUUUCCCAUCGUAUGAAAGCUUCUUGGGAAUCAUCCACACCAUGAUGGUGCAAUAUGCCAAGUUCAACAAAAUGGCUCAAGAGACGACCUGGCACAAGCCGGUCAGUAGCAUCAACUAUAUCGAAACGAGUACAUGGGCUCGUCAGGAGCAUAAUGGGUUCUCUCACCAAAACCCAUCCUUCAUCGGAGCCGUGCUCAGGCUGAAGCCCACCGCCGCGCGUGUCUAUCUGCCCCCUGACGCUAACACAUUUUUGACCACCCUUCAUCACUGUCUCAAGUCCAAGAAUUACGUCAACCUCAUGGUGGGCUCAAAGCAGCCAACUCCGGUGUACUUGAGUCCCGAGGAAGCAGAGAGUCACUGCCGAGCCGGCGCAUCGAUCUGGAGAUUCUGUAGCACCGACAAUGGGCUGGACCCGGAUGUCGUGCUGGUUGGCAUUGGAGUUGAGGUGAUGUUCGAGGUCAUCUACGCGGCGGCCAUCCUCCGCAAGCGUUGUCCAGAACUCCGGGUGCGGGUAGUCAAUGUGACCGACUUGAUGAUUCUGGAGAAGGAAGGUCUACAUCCACAUGCAUUGUCCACCGAAGCCUUCGACAGCCUGUUUGGCUCGGACCGGCCGAUACACUUCAACUACCACGGAUACCCGGGCGAGCUGAAGGGUCUGCUCUUCGGGCGGCCCCGCCUGGACCGGGUUUCAGUGGAAGGAUACAUGGAAGAAGGAAGCACGACGACGCCAUUCGAUAUGAUGUUGUUGAAUCACGUCUCACGAUACCACGUGGCGAAGGCAGCCGUGAUUGGGGCUUCCAGACGGAAUGAGAAGGUUCAGAUCCGGCAGCACGAGCUGGUCAGCGAAUUCGACCACAACAUCGUGGAGACACGCAAGUACAUUCUGGCCAACCGCAAAGACCCGGAUGAUACGUAUGAUAUGCCCUCGUUUGAAUGAGUCCGAAUGAGUAGAGUCAAUGAGAUGAUUCAAGCGUGAAGCAUAUGACAAAGACAUGACCUAUUAUUAGCGCUGAAAAAGAAUGAAUAUCAAAGUAUCCGUCUUUGUGCAGCCGCCGGGGAUGCCAUGUUGAUCAGGCAGGGAUAACAAUAGCGUAGCCAUCGCAUACGGACGUAGAGAUUUUGACAUCUAACUUCUCACUGGCGGGACUAGACUCGCAUCAUCAAAAAGUGAGUAAAUCUGAACCUUUGCUGUGACAGGCCAAAGACUGUGAUUAGUGAUUUGAAAUUGUGAGAGGCUGAGACUUCGUAGCUGAAGGCUGUGUGGGAGACACAGAG
Molecule: messenger RNA, 2759 nt
Organism: Aspergillus piperis CBS 112811
Lineage: Eukaryota; Fungi; Ascomycota; Eurotiomycetes; Eurotiales; Aspergillaceae
Product: putative phosphoketolase
Exons: 8
Coding region: 1-2421 (806 amino acids)
Biological process (GO): carbohydrate metabolic process
Molecular function (GO): aldehyde-lyase activity
Source: RefSeq, a predicted model, not a curated record